This is a messenger RNA of Ilex paraguariensis (yerba mate), 584 nucleotides long. The record is from the annotation of a GenBank genome assembly. NCBI's taxonomy places the organism in Eukaryota, Viridiplantae, Streptophyta, Magnoliopsida, Aquifoliales, Aquifoliaceae.
GAGAGAGAGAGAGAGAGAGAGAGAGAGAGUAGUCUCCCCGAAGAUGGUGCAGCGUCUCACGUACCGCAAACGCCAUAGCUAUGCGACCAAAUCCAACCAGCACAGGGUCGUUAAAACCCCUGGAGGAAAGUUGGUGUACCAGAGCACUAAGAAGAGAGCCAGUGGGCCCAAGUGUCCUGUUACUGGGAAGCGAAUCCAAGGGAUUCCUCACUUGAGACCUGCUGAGUACAAGAGGUCCAGAUUAUCAAGGAACCGAAGGACUGUGAACCGUGCUUAUGGUGGUGUAUUAUCUGGAAGUGCUGUGAGAGAGAGGAUUAUCCGAGCCUUUUUGGUAGAAGAGCAGAAGAUUGUGAAGAAGGUUCUAAAGAUUCAGAAGGCAAAAGAAAAGCAGGCGACAAAGAGCUAAGAUGUUACAUUUAAGAUACUUCUGUUAAAAUGUGCUUGCAAGAAAUUUUGACUCAUAGGAUGAUUAUAAUUUGUGCACUAAAUUUAUUGUGAGAUGAUAAUUUUUGAAUUUAACUGGCAUUAUUUAAGUUUUUUUUUUUUAAUUUCUUCCUCCUGCCAAUUCUAUGCCCUUGUUUUAC